Neoarthrinium moseri is the source of this 1224-nucleotide messenger RNA. RefSeq lists its product as uncharacterized. NCBI's taxonomy places the organism in Eukaryota, Fungi, Ascomycota, Sordariomycetes, Amphisphaeriales, Apiosporaceae. The record is from RefSeq and is a predicted model, not a curated record. The transcript is spliced from 2 exons. Gene Ontology annotation, molecular function: hydrolase activity, hydrolyzing O-glycosyl compounds. The coding region runs from base 1 to 1224 and encodes 407 amino acids.
AUGAUCAAGUUACUUUAUGCCUCUGUAGCAUUAUCCGGCGUGCUAGCAGCCGCACAAUACCCUACGGUGCUUUCGCCGGUCACUCGGGAGGGUUCAACUUUACUGGUCGACGGCAAACGGUGGAAGGCAGUUGGCCCCAACAUCUACUGGCUCGGUCUUGACGAAAAUGUGGUACCCCCGGAUGGGGAACCUUACGAUGCCGCAACCAAGUCUAGCUAUCCCACCAAAGGCCGGAUUACAGAUGCUCUGGCAACCGUGCAAGCUUUGGGCGGGACUAUGAUCCGCUCCCAUACUCUCGGCACCAACCUGGGCAAUCCAUUGACCGUGAUGCCAGAAUUGGGCGUCAUCAACGAGGCAGCCUUUGAAGCUAUUGACUGGGCUGUCUAUCAAGCGGGUCUCUACGGGAUUAGAUACAUGGUCCCGCUCACGGAUAACUGGGACUAUUACCACGGCGGAAAAUACAACUUCCUCCGCUGGUUCGGAUAUAAUCUCACACAGGCCAAUGACAGCCAAAAUCCGGAGAUGCAGCAGUUCUACACGAACCAGACCAUAGUUGCCGCGUUCAAGAACUACAUCGAGAAACUGGUGACGCAUAGAAACCAGUACAACAACCUGACCUAUGCCGAGGACCCAACCAUCUUUGCUUUUGAGACUGGCAACGAACUCCAGGGCCCCCGCAACCGCGACAUGGACUGCCCAGCUGACUGGGUGCGUGACAUCACUAGCUUCAUCAAGAACCUUGCUCCCAACAAACUCAUUGUCGAUGGCACGUACGGCGUGAACCGGACACACUUCGACAUUCAAGACAUCGACAUCUUUUCGAACCACUACUAUCCCGUGAACACCACCAAGCUGCAGCUUGAUCUCGAAACUGUGGAGGGUGCCGACAGGGCCUACUUCGCCGGCGAGUACAGCUGGGUCGGCCCUGACGAUUCAAGUGGUCCUAUGAACCUCGUGUCUUUCUUUGAUAUCAUCCAGAACAGCUCAGUGGCUGCAGGCGACGCAUUCUGGAGUCUCUUUGGGCGUAACCUGCCGGACUGCAAUACAUUCGUGGAUCAUUCAGAUGGCUUCACGCUGCAAUACAAUAACCCAACCAAUUCUGAGUACACGAACAGCCGCAUCCAGCUGAUAAGGAAGCAUUUUGUUGCGAUGAGCCAGGGGAAGGAGAUUCCAGCCAAUGAAACUCUCCCAGCCGUCCCGUGCCCAGCACCAGCACUCUCCUAG